AUGUACGUAUAUUUGCCUCUAAUAAGCCUCACUGAAGAAAUCAUGAUGCGUGGGCUCGAGGGCUCCCCGCCCGAAUUAACCAUUGAGGAUAUGGCAACAUUUCGACGCUGCCGUAAAGAGUCCUUCUGGCGCCGUUGCGUCCCUAUGAUCAUGGGCGCUUCCCUUGCAGUCAGUUUUGCGCAAUCUCGAGGUUUUUUUAACAACCGUCCCCGCCUUGUCAUGCCCAGCUACCUCAUAGCGGGUGUGAUUGGCUACGUGGGUGGAAAGAUAAGUUACAUUGAUCGCUGCAAACGCAUGUUCCUCGAGUUGCAGGACAGCCGUGUAAAGGACUUCCUCCUCGGCCAUCAGCCCUCCCUCCCCCUGCCUCGGAGACCUGACUUCUCAAUCGAACACGACUGGCCGAGGUCAGAGGGAGAUCCACUUGUCGUGCGGACACCCACUACUUACGCUGAGAGGCGGGAAUAUUACCGUCAACAGGAGCAGCGGCGGCGGGCUGAAGGGUUACGUGAUUCGUCAACUCCGUCGGCUCCUCCUGAUGACCAGAAGAAAGUCCAAGAAUCUUCGCAACAACAGGUUUCAUCGAAAUCCUCGUCUUCGGAGUACUUUGAUACGGAGCGCCCUUUGAGCUCAUUCCUCUCGGAUGAUGAGUAUAGGCCGAGGGAUUAG
Molecule: messenger RNA, 666 nt
Organism: Echinococcus granulosus
Lineage: Eukaryota; Metazoa; Platyhelminthes; Cestoda; Cyclophyllidea; Taeniidae
Product: OCIA domain-containing protein 1
Exons: 2
Coding region: 1-666 (221 amino acids)
Cellular component (GO): endosome
Source: RefSeq, a predicted model, not a curated record